AUGAUGAGUUCUGCCGCCUGGGACGGCCAGGACCAGCACAUGUCCACGGGCCCCGAUGACGAGUUCAAUCAGUUCCUCGACAUGACCGGCAUCGGCACGAUUCCCGAUGCGACCGCCAUGCAGUUCGACUUCCACACCUUCAACGACGCCUCCUCCUCCGCGCCCCAGCCCAUGAUGCCCGGCGCUGCCCACCAACACCAACAUCAACAUGCCCAACAUCAGCAUCAACAUCAACAUCAGCAGCAGCGGCAACAACCUCCCCCGACCGCCGCUGAUGCCCUCAUGACGGACCCGGACCCCUCCGCCAUGAUCCCCCGCAGCGACGGCCUGCUGCAGAACCACACGCCCGCCAUGUCCGCCGUCUCUCACCCGUCCAUCCCUGCCCACAUGCUCGCCACCUCAGCACCCGAUUCCAUCUCCAACAUUGACGCGCAGAUUCACUACCUCCAGCAGCAAAAGUUUCAACAACAGCAGCGCCAGCUCCAGGACCAGCAUGCCACCUUUUACGGCCCUCACGGUCACCACUCCGUCCCUCCCACCCCUCAGAGCCUCGAGAUGCCUCCCGGCAGCGGCCAGUUUUAUUCUCAGGCAGAGCAGCUGCCCCAGCGCACUGCCUAUGAUCGCGGCUACCACCAGCGCGUCGCCGAGCAAGAUAUGGCCUUCACACCGCUCGUGUCGCCCGCUGUCACCCCUCUGGACCCUCACUUCAACAUGGACAGCACCUUUGCCGUUCCCGGCUCUUAUUUUAGUCCCCUGACUUCGCCUGCCCUGCACGCCCAACCAGAUGCCUCCGUCUAUGACCACAGCACCAACUCCAACAAUUCCCCGAUUGACAUGGACCUCGAGACACCACCCGCCACGCAAACCGUGCCUCCCAGUCAGGAUCUCGCCAAAAAGGCUCGCAGAAACAAUGCUGCCAAAGCCCGCUCGAAAUCUGGUGUGAAAAAUUCCCCCAUUGCGAAGCCCCAGCGCCGCAAGGUUGGCCCCAGCCCUGCCAUUGUCUCCCAGGUUCUAAGCGAGGUCGAUGAGAGACGGUUGCAAAGCGGCGGUGAAACUGGCCUGCUGCCUCUACCAGCCACGUCAACAGAGGGCUCUGAUGAGAAUGCUUCCGUUUCGCCUGAGAACCUCACAGAUAUGCCACCGCCGCCUGUCCCUGCACGGAGAUCCAACAGCAAGUCCCCUUAUAUCCAGGCGCAAAAUGGCAACCCGAGCCAGGCACUGCCACUCUCCAUCAAUGAAGAGCGCCAACAGCCUCACCCUGCUACGCCCGCCUCCCUAAUGAAGCUGCCAUCCUCCAAGGGAAAGAAGCCGCAGUCGACGCAACAAGGUGACACAGCCACUGAACACAUCGAGUCUCUGGAGCUGCCGGAGUCUGUAUCCAACAGACCGCUCGCGCCGAUCAACACGCAAAUAUCCUCUCAGUUCCCUGGUAACGAUCAGCCCGUCUCUGCCCGCAGCACCGGCUUCCACCCUUCGCCAUCACCGAAUCUGCGCCCCGUUGGCGGCACCCUGUCCGCCAGCGCGAGCCCUUCGCUCGGCCCCCGAUCGGCCGGUCCAUCAGCGCGCAAGACCCCUCAGUUGCUCUCACGAAAUAGCAGAAAGCGCUCCACUGGCUCCGUCCAUGUGUCCCCCGCCCUGCUUCCCCGAAUCUCACCCAACAUCAAACCGCUCAUCCCCGGUACGCCAGGCAUGUCGGCCGAGGACACUUCGCGGCUGCUCAUGUCCAAGUCUAAUUACCAAAACAUUCUGGAGGGCAACACCGUACCUGGUGUCAGCUACCCGACGGAGCUGUCUACCAACCUAACUUCGAAGCGCACCUCACACAAAAUUGCUGAGCAGGGCCGCCGUAAUCGCAUAAACUCGGCGCUGCAGGUUAUGGCGAGCCUUCUGCCUGAUCAGGGGAAUCCCACCUCCGAGGACGGCGAAGAGAAGAAGGACGGCAAGCCGGGAGGCAGCAGCAAUAGCAACAACACACCCAGCAGUAAGGCGAGCGUGGUGGAGAAUGCCAUUGUGCACAUGAAGAAUCUGCAAAAAGAAAACGGAGAUUUGAAGAAGGAGCUGGAGGAGUUGAGGAAUAAGCUGGAGGCUAUGCAAAAGAGUUGA
Cordyceps fumosorosea ARSEF 2679 is the source of this 2103-nucleotide messenger RNA. RefSeq names its product phosphorus acquisition-controlling protein. The record is from RefSeq and is a predicted model, not a curated record. The transcript is spliced from 2 exons. Lineage: Eukaryota; Fungi; Ascomycota; Sordariomycetes; Hypocreales; Cordycipitaceae. The coding region runs from base 1 to 2103 and encodes 700 amino acids. Gene Ontology annotation, molecular function: protein dimerization activity.